Pocillopora verrucosa is the source of this 2574-nucleotide messenger RNA. Lineage: Eukaryota; Metazoa; Cnidaria; Anthozoa; Scleractinia; Pocilloporidae. The record is from RefSeq and is a predicted model, not a curated record.
ACCCUAUUUUUCAAUAACUGUGCCCUGCCAGCUUGAAAUCUACUGCCUUCAACUAAAGAUAGCACCUGUCCAGUACUUAGGCUCCAAGUUCCUUCAACAAGAUUGGCAUGUGUAAUGAACUAUACCUCACAUAAGUAGAGUUUAGCCUUCAAUCCAAGUUGUUGAUAAUUAAUCAAUUUGUUUCCACGCAAAUAGAAGUAAGCAUUAUCAAAGUUUGUCAGCGCUUUCUCAUUCCUACAAGAGAAUCAAAAGAAACAGUUCAUGUUGUAUAAUUGCAAAAAAUCAUUUAUUACUAACAAUAAUGGAAUUUCAAAAUAAUGUCCAAAUCCUACUCCUAAUUUGCAUUGAUUAAUAGCUGUAUAAAAGAACCAUUUUUAAGACCUGGCAGGUUAUAAAGUAGAGCCUGGCUUUGGAUGAAAGCAUUUGAGCUUUAGUUCUCCUUGGGAGCCAACAUACCAUGCAACUCUAUAUGGCAACAGAAUGCUGCCUGCAUCAGACAGUACACUAAUUAAAACUGAUGGAAAAUUCAAUCCAACCAUUCAUGUAAACAAUAAUAAAAAAAAAGAAAUACAACCAUCCAAAUUGUUUGUACAAAAUUAUCUGCCCUGGAAUGGAUUGUAGUACAAAUGAAAGAAAAAGUUUCCAUAAUUAAGGAGAACAGCUAUCAAAAUACAAUUUGAAUGUCAGAUCUUCCUGUACAUGUUGGCUACUUUGAUUUAUUCCAGCAUCAUUUGACAAAACCUACCAGAACUUCCAUCAUUUUUUGCUCUAUUCUACCCUUGUUAUAAUCAAUUACACUACUAUGAAAUCAAUGCAGUAAAAGUAUUUCAUGAAUUUCCUUAAGUAACUUAUGAUAUUACCUGUCCAAAGACAAAUUGAUGUUCCCCAACAUAAAAUGAGCAACUGCCAUCAUUUUGUCUUUUUCUACAGACUCCUCAAAAGCCUUCACAAGAAAAGGAAUAUCAUUAAAUAAAUGAACAGUAUCAUCAUUUAUUACUGCACCUGAACAAUUUCAAUGAAUAAAACAGUGAAUAAACCUUAUUGGGUGGGUUUCACAGAGACAGUAUAUGUUGGUUGCAUGCUUCCAGCAGAUUGAAUUCUUCAUGCAAGAUUUUUUUUUUGGUUUUAAUUCCCUAGGUAAAAGAAAUGGUGAAGAACACACUUCCUCUGGAAAGUGAGCAUUUUUUUUGGUGAUGUGAAAACAAUUUCUUCUGCAUCUACAGUGUAAUGUGAUACAUCUAAACCACUCAGCCCUGUUAAGUUUUUUUGUUUUGUUUUGCACCUUGGUGGUAAAAUGUACAUGAUGUGCUAACUUAAGGGUGGCACCUAAUUAUCAAACUUUACAUUUCUUAGAAAUAAUUUUAAGGAAAUGUUUCCUUUGACAGUAAAAUUGGAGACAUGUUCAAAUUUAUUUAAUGUCUCAUUUGGUAGAAGUAAUGGGAUUUAAUUUUACAUCAGGUUGUAUCAUGUUUGUAAAAAUUUCAAUAUCAUGGCCACCUGAGAGGGUAGCAAAAGGUUGAUUUGUACAUGUGAUUAAGCCAAACUCAAUAUUUAAAGCAAAAAUUUUACAGAAAGACAAGUGUGAUUCAUGAGUUUAUAAACCAGUGGAUGGUAAGUGUCCUGAAAUAUACAUGACCAAUGAAUUUUUUUUUAAUUCCUGAAAACCUCCAGAUUUCCCUGAAACCUUGAAUGGGGUGAUUAGUCAAGGAUAGCAAAUAAUUACAUCAAUAUGAAUGGAAGGUCAAGCGGAAUACACUUUGCCUCCGUCACUUGAAACAAAAUACGUCGGCGAAAUGAACGAUGGAAUGUUUCAUGGGGAAGGCACUUUGUUUUUCUCAAAUGGAAGCAAGUAUGUUGGAAAAUGGGAGAAAGGAGUUGCUGUUGAGGGUAAAUAUACAUUUGCUGAUGGCUUAGAAUAUGAUGCAGAGGAUUGGGAGUACUGCGAUGGAUAUGACAGAAGAUUUUAUACAGAGAUCUGCCAUGGACUUAAGCCAGCAGGGCGAUCCCAGCUCACAAAUCGUAUUCCACCUCGAGAGAUUCCAGAAGGUUGCUAUGAUUGUGGCGAUGGUUUUUACAACCCUGUAUCCAGAGUAGUUGUUGACUAUGAUCACAAGUUUCUUCGAAAUGCAGAUGAUGAUGAACACGAUUGGAUUCUCAAAACAUGUAGAAAAGGCUGGGACGAAAAUGUGGGAUACAGGCCUGAUCUUAUCAAGUAAAUCGUUGCAGAAAUAUGCUAUCAUCACUGUCAGCCCAAAAGCAGGUGGAGUGGAAUGUGAAAGGCUCCAUGUACUGGUUAAAAUAAUGGACCAAGAUGAGUUCCUUUCCUGUUUUGAUGAUCAUGAUGUCAUCUGUAACUGGUAGAGCUCAUCUUCUUCUGCAAAGUCAAGUAAAUUUUUCAACAGCUCUGACCCAUGCCAGAAACCAGAGGGUUUUUCUGGUUGGCUUGCAGGUUACUGAAUAACUUGCCAGACCACAAGUGAUAUGAAAUUCCAGUUUUGUUGAGAAAAAACAUAUCUAUGUAUAGCUUGUACUGGCAUAAACUUAGUGGAUUAAAGAGAACAACAUUCAUCUGAA